Molecule: messenger RNA, 1035 nt
Organism: Bactrocera oleae (olive fruit fly)
Lineage: Eukaryota; Metazoa; Arthropoda; Insecta; Diptera; Tephritidae
Product: gustatory receptor for bitter taste 22e-like
Biological process (GO): chemosensory behavior; male courtship behavior; sensory perception of taste
Cellular component (GO): dendrite; axon; membrane
Molecular function (GO): sweet taste receptor activity
Source: RefSeq, a predicted model, not a curated record
AUGAGCUCGCGUUGGCGUAUCGGUCUCGCGCGAUUUUUCUACAACUCGACAAUUUGGUUUUCCAUUGCAUUUGGCAUAUUACCGUUUCGUUAUAAUACGAAACUGCAAAGAAUCUCAACAUCAAAAUACAGCUUGGUCUAUAGUAUUUGCGCUAACGUGCUGAUAGUAUUGGUAUCCUUGGCGGCUUGGCCAAGCGACGAUUUUCUGGAUUUGGACUUAUUGAGACACAAUAAACUAAUGAGUCUACUGACCAGGGUCAUAAUCGUAUCGAAUAUAUAUACCUUAAUUACGAUUGUUGUGAUAAAUUGGCGCGAAUACAAAUCGGUGUUGCACAUUUUCGACGAAUUCGCUGCCAUCGAGCGGAGCUACAUUGCCAAGCAUGGCGAUUUAGCGCGCAGUUGCAGCACUUUCGAUGCCUACAUCAUUUGGAAGGGUAUGGCAACGCUUUUGCAAAACAUAUCCUUCAUUGUAGUCGGUGCCAAUUCAGCGGUUAUAAACACGAGUGUUGCGCUUUUACUUGGCAUUGCAUUAACGCUGGGCAACGUGAGUUUCCUUGUCGUGCUGCACUUUUAUAAUUUUGUCAUAACCACUUAUCGUUACUUGUGGAUACUGGAACAGCGCCUAAAAUAUUUGACCAACAAAAGAACUAAGCCGAUGCGACUGAGCAAAAUCACGUAUGAGGUGUAUGAAAUAACGGGCAUCUAUUUGCGUUUGAUGAAGUUGUGCAAACGCUUUGGCAGCGUUUAUGGCCAGCAGCUGUUGACCAGUAACUUCUCUUUAAUGUGUAAGAACAUACAGUCGUUAUAUCAUUUACGCGUCAUUUGGAGCAACAAGGUUAACGAGUUGUCCGCUUGGGAUAUAUUUUAUACGUCACAAGCGCUGCUGAUAAACCUUUUUGACUUUUGGCUCACUGUUUCGGCAUGCGAAUUGGCGUUGGGCAUAGCGCGGGAUAUAGCGCAGCUGCUGAGGAGUUUUAAUGAUUUGGCGAAAUCGGAUAAGGAGCUCGAUAAAAAUGUUAGUUUUGUGUGGGAAUAA